Molecule: messenger RNA, 942 nt
Organism: Acomys russatus (golden spiny mouse)
Lineage: Eukaryota; Metazoa; Chordata; Mammalia; Rodentia; Muridae
Product: olfactory receptor 7G2-like
Exons: 1
Biological process (GO): G protein-coupled receptor signaling pathway
Cellular component (GO): membrane
Molecular function (GO): G protein-coupled receptor activity; olfactory receptor activity
Source: RefSeq, a predicted model, not a curated record
AACAUGGAAUCCACAAAUGAAACACAUACAAUAGAAUUCCUGCUCUUGGGACUUUCAGAUGAUCCAGAAUUGCAGCCCAUUCUCUUUGGACUGUUCCUGUUUAUGUACCUGGUCACAUUUAUUGGGAACAUACUCAUCACCCUGACCAUCAGUUCAGAUUCCCAUCUCCAUACCCCCAUGUACAUUUUUCUAUCCAACUUAUCCUUGGCUGACAUUUGUAUAAGCUCAACCACAGUCCCAAAGAUGCUCUUGAACAUCCAAACACAGGAUUAGAGAAUAACUUACACAGGCUGCCUCACUCAGGCCUGCUUUGUCUUGCUUUUUGCUGGAUUAGAAAAUUGUUUGCUGGCAGCAAUGGCCUAUGACCGUUAUGUGGCCAUUUGUCAUCCUCUGCGGUACACAGUCAUCAUGAACUCACACUUCUGUAAUCUACUUAUUCUGGUUUCCCUGGUCAUUAGUGUUGUCAAUGCACUACUGCUCAGUCUCACGGUGCUGAAGCUGACUUUCUGCACAGACCUGGAAAUCCCCCACUUCUUCUGUGAACUUGCUCAGAUCAUAAAGCUUGCCUGUUCAGACACCCUUAUCAAUAAUAUAUUGAUUUAUAUUGCAGCUUUAUUAUUUGGUGGAAUUCCUUUUCUUGGAAUUUUUCUGUCUUAUACUGAAAUUGUCUCCUCUGUUUUGAAAAUCCCAUCAGGGCAAGGAAGGUAUAAAGCCUUUUCCACCUGUGGGUCUCACCUGUCAGUAGCUUCAUUGUUUUAUGGGACAGGUUUAGGAGUGUACAUUAGCUCUGCAGUUACUGAAUCACCCAGGAAGACAGCAGUGGCUUCAGUGAUGUAUUCUAUAGUUACUCAGAUGCUGAACCCCUUUAUCUACAGCCUGAGAAACAGAGACAUGAAGGAAGCUUUGAGAAAACUCAUUGGUAGAAUAGCUUCCCGUAUAUAA